Messenger RNA from Corylus avellana, 2257 nucleotides. RefSeq names its product putative inactive poly [ADP-ribose] polymerase SRO5. Gene Ontology annotation, molecular function: NAD+ poly-ADP-ribosyltransferase activity. The record is from RefSeq and is a predicted model, not a curated record. Lineage: Eukaryota; Viridiplantae; Streptophyta; Magnoliopsida; Fagales; Betulaceae.
CGCCCGUUCCAACAAAAGGCGGUUCCGUUAGUUGUAUUUUAUAUCAACUUUCUCUGUAGACUGUAACCGCCCUGUUCGCCAACCCCCACGUAACAUUUUCGCAUUCAAAUAAAUACUCGCAAAAUACACACAACAAAAUGCAUUGAUUCCUUCUUGUUGUGCUUCUUGGGCAACUAUCAUCACAUGCAAACCCUUCCAUAAUUAGAAGCUUUCUUUGCGCUUACGUUUUUUCCUUUUUGGUGUUUUCUUGAUAACAGAGUAUGGGUUCGCUUUGAUCUCUAUUAGUUUUUUCUGGGUUUUGUUUUGGUGCGAAGAUGUUGUGAUUUAUCUUCUCUUGUUUUCGAUUCUUUGGAGUUCAAUUCGAUCUAAGGAUUUUUUGGGUUUUGGGCAAACUAAUCUCCAGAGGCUCUGCUACUCUGUCCGUUCAUUUCUAUGGAGAUCUUAAUUUUGGAAUUGUAUUUUCUUCAGUGAUUUUUUUUUUUUCUCCUUUUGUUACAGAUUCUUAUCUUUUGGUUUUCUGUUUCUUUUGGAUUUAUGCUCGUUUUCUUGGCUGUUACAUUGUAAAUCACUCUUAAUUAGCUUUUCUCUUUGGCGGUUGUAAUUCCCUGUCGGUUCGCUGAUAUGGAGAAUAGUAACGGAGAUCAAUGUUGGUCAUCGUCUACUCAAAUGCGUAACAGUCAUAGUUUUCCACAUGGAUUUGGGACUUCAUCUUCUAACACUUCAUCUGAAAAACUAUUCGAUGAGCGAUCCGGCGUCGAAGAGUCGGUCUCGGAGACCGUUUGUGAUCAAGAACCGUUGGUUUCCGAUUCCGAAAGCGGCGUUUCUGGUCCGAGUUGCGAGCAAUUUCAGUUGUUCGAUGAUGGGUUGGUCAGGCUUGUUGAAGGGGACACAGUUUACGAAAUUAUCAAUCGCAGAUUCGUGUCGAGUUUCGAUUCGCUUGGCGUGCAAGCAAGCGUUGUGGGCAUUCAUAAAAACGGCUUUGGCGGUGUGAUGGGACAAGCGAGAUUGAAUUCGUUUCGGGUUUAUGCGCAGGCGGUGGAGAAUAAGUGCGGCGGCAAUGCGAAUGCCAAGUAUGCUUGGUAUGGUGCUUCUAAGGAGGAGAUAGUUCAGAUUGUUUCACAUGGUUUUGGUCACUGCGGGCUAUCUCAGAACAAUGGGUUGUAUGGCGGUGGCGUUUAUCUUUCACCGGAUAAUUCCCCUUUAGAAAGUGCGUGCAACUCGGUUGUUGACAAGGAUGGUCUGCGACAUCUUCUGCUGUGUCGUGUUAUAUUGGGGAAGGCAGAGCUUGUGCAGAUCGGUUCCGAGCAGUGUCACCCGAGUUCCGAAGAGUUUGAUUCCGGCGUGGACAACCUUUCGGCCCCUCGGAAAUACAUUGUGUGGAGUACCCACAUGAACACUCAUAUUUUGCCCGAGUUCGUUGUGAGUUUCAGAGCUCCACCAUGCUUGGCAGGGUUUGUAAGGAUUAAUCCAAAACGAUCGAGUGUUCCGACUUCACCAUGGGUGCCAUUUUCAAUUCUAAUUUCUGUGCUUUCGAAGUUCUUGCCUCCACCUGCCGUCUCUCUGAUUAACAAGUAUCAUGAAUCUCACAAAGCGAAGAAGAUAUCACGAAAUGAAAUGAUACAACGAUUCAGACAAAUAGCAGGAGAUAAGCUCUUGAUUGCUGUAAUCAAGAAAUUCAAAGCCAAGCAUUCCAAGGCGCUAGCCGGCCUUAAAUAAAGAGUUAUGUUACAUAUCAUUCUCCAUUCCAUCUUCUAUCCGUCAUUUUUACAAAUCCGUUAUUAGACUUGUGGGACUCUCGUGUGUGUCCCACAAAUUUAAUGGUGGAUCAACUUAUCCAAUGUGCAAAGAUGGGUGAAAGAUGGAAUGGAGAAUGGCUUUUAUCAUUUCUCUUAACUAAAAGGUGGCUUGGAAUGGAGCGGAUUAUACACAGAGUGCAGGCAAUUCACACAGGUAAGUGCAGUAGCUGGUUACUCUCGAGAACAGGAAUGAGAAGGCAGAUGGUUUUGACAUAUUGUAUAGCUGUUUCUAAGGCAACUGAUGGUGAAGGAUUGGGAAGAUGCAGAUUCUUCAGAUUUCUCACUAGUUGUAUAAAUCUUAGCUGUUAGUGUUGGUGUUCUACCUAAUGGAGUCCUUUUUCUUUUUUUUUUUCUGUUGUAAUCACAUCACAUGGUUGCGGGAUGUUGUUGAUGGAGAGUGAUUUUCUGGUUGGAUUGUUGACAAAUGAGAUGCGUUUACAGCUCAAAAAUCAAUUUUUCUA